UUUUUUUUUUAAAAAAAAUAAUGAGUUUUGUUUCUUUUAUAAAUGAAAACACCAUCCACAGACUUUUUGCCGCCUUACACAAAAAGAAUACAUAAAGAUCGUUCUACUCAUGCUAUGCCAAACAAUCACGAUGCCUGUGAAUUUGUUUGCUGCAUUUGCAACAGCCAUAGCCUAGAUAGAACAAAAGCUAUAGGUCCAUACAUGAUGCAAUCGAAUCAACCAGACUUUGUCACGACCUGUCCAUGUUUACAAAAGGCUCAUCCAGCAUGCUUGAAACGCUAUGACACAGACUAUGUUUGCAGAACAUGUAACUAUAUUUAUCCUUCUAAAAAGUGUGUCUUUCUCGCAACGCUCUCUACAUUUACCUGCCAUCUACUCAGUUUCCUUUCUCUUAUCGGCCUCGUAUUUGGUCUUUCCCAGUUAGGAAGGGCCUUGGACGAACUGGCCUUAGGAAGUGAAAUAGGACCCAAAAUAGAUGGAGACGAAACGUGGCAUGAUCAAGAGAUGUUACAAAUUGCGGUGUGGUUGGAUAUCGUUCAUUACUCUACGGCCUUUGCAGGACAAGCUAUGCUUGGAUUAGUAUACAUAAUUGGUGUUUGCUUAGUGAUAGGUAUUCGUCGAACAGCUGAUAUGAUAGCUAAUAUUCUGCAUAUAAAUCUGGAUUGCAUAUAUAGACACAAUGCCAUACCCAAGCAAAUAAAGCCUAUUACAGUGUACAUCUGUCUAUUACUUCUGGGCUUAUUUUUAGGCACAUAUCUGCUCUUUUUUUCCUGGAUAUGGUCAAGCCUACUUUGUAAACUAUGGAAACAACUGCUAGGCGCUCUCGCUAGGGAAAGAACAGAUACUAUUGUCUAAAGACCUCCUUUUUUUUCGAUAGGUUUAUCCUGUUCAUACCCAAUGUCAAUUCCCACAAGAAAUAAAAAUGCUGCAGGUUGAUAAAUUUCUGGGUUAUGCAUCACUAACGCCAUUAAGCGUCAAGUGUUUUCCCAUUAUUAUUUGCUAUCCCUUAAAUGCCCCCUCAAUUAUAAUCUAUCAAGA
This is a messenger RNA of Rhizopus microsporus ATCC 52813, 1038 nucleotides long. RefSeq lists its product as uncharacterized. The transcript has a single exon. Bases 43 to 855 code for a protein of 270 amino acids. NCBI's taxonomy places the organism in Eukaryota, Fungi, Mucoromycota, Mucoromycetes, Mucorales, Rhizopodaceae. The record is from RefSeq and is a predicted model, not a curated record.